Arachis ipaensis is the source of this 2833-nucleotide messenger RNA. Its product is annotated as Intron maturase, type II family protein. Gene Ontology annotation, biological process: mRNA processing. NCBI's taxonomy places the organism in Eukaryota, Viridiplantae, Streptophyta, Magnoliopsida, Fabales, Fabaceae. The record is from RefSeq and is a predicted model, not a curated record.
AAUUAAAAAAGAACAAAACUUGAGCGCAGCGGGCUGCAGGGUUUGGUGGAGGAGGGGUUUUUGCAGCUUCCAUUUCCAGCUUCACUACACUCAUGAGAUGAAUCCCUGGAAAAAAUACACAGAAAAAUUAUGCAUCAUCACCGACGCUUCACCCACUUCUUCAACCUCUUCUGCACCAAUACUCCCCUGCGGACACUGCGCACUAUAACCCCUUCCCUGCACCUGCACCUGCACCUGCACCAACACCACCGCGCCCUUUCAUUUUCUCCGCUGCACCGGCAUCCACCGGAUCCCACCCCCUCCCUCUUCAAGGACGACCCAAUCGCAUUCCUCUCCAACUCCUGGGUCGACAACUUCCGCCACCCCAACGCCACCGUCACCAACCUCUCCCCUUCCUUCCGCCGCCUCGACCUCUGGCUCCUCGCCUACCAGAAGGUCGUCGCCGACGACACCGGCUCCUACCUUCCCCGCUCCUCCGUCCCCUCCUCCGCCCUCAACGACCUCCUCUCCCUCCGUAACGCCGUCCUUGACCGCAGAUUCCGAUGGGGCCAGCGCCUCAAGUUCUUCAUCAAGUCCCCCAAAGACACCACCGAUUAUGAAUCCCUAUCGAAGAGGAAAAUCAAAGCCAUAUUAACCACCACACAACCGACCCCUUUUCAGGACAAGAUUGUUCAGGAGGUGUUGCUGAUGAUCUUGGAGCCAAUUUAUGAGGCUCGGUUUUCGAGCAAGAGUUUUGCCUUUCGCCCCGGUAGGACUCCUCACACUGUGUUGAGGGUUAUUAGGAGGAGUUUUGCAGGGUAUUUAUGGUAUAUGAAAGGUGAUCUGAGUACCCUUUUGGAUGGAAUGAAGGUUGGAAUGGUGGUUGGUGCUGUGAUGAGGGAUGUGAGGGAUAAGCUUGUGGUUGAUUUGAUAAAGGACGCAUUAGUUACUCCGGUGGUGAAGACCGAGGUUGAGAAGCCCCAGAAGAAGAAGAAGAGGAAGUACCAGAAGAAGAGGGUGUUGGCUGAGGAUGAGCCUAAGCCUGAUCCUUAUUGGUUGGAUACAUUCUUCGGGUUUGCGCCCGAGGAGGCCGAGAAGGUUCCUAAUUGGGGGCAUUGUGGGAUUCUUAGCCCGCUUCUGGUUAAUGUUUGUUUGGAUGAAUUGGAUAAGUGGAUGGAAGGGAAGAUUAAGGAGUUUUAUGUUCCUUCUAAGAGUGAUGUUAUAUGGAAUAACCCUGAAGGGGAGGCGGAGCAGGGUAACACGUCUUGGCCGGAGUUUGUGCCUACGAGUGGACCAGAUAAGACAAGGAAGAUGGAUUAUAUAAGAUAUGGUGGUCAUAUCUUGGUUGGUGUUAGAGGGCCUAGGGCUGAUGCAGCCUCGCUGAGGAAGCAGUUGAUUGAGUUUUGUGAUCAGAAGUACAUGCUCAAGCUCGACAAUGAGAGCCUUCCCAUAGAACAUAUAACUAAAGGUAUAAUGUUUCUUGACCAUGUGUUGUGUAGGAGAGUUGUUUAUCCCACUCUUAGGUACACUGCCACCGGUGGUAAGAUCAUAAGUGAGAAGGGUGUAGGAACCCUUCUGUCAGUCACGGCGAGCUUGAAGCAAUGCAUCAAGCAGUUUAGAAAGCUGAACUUUCUCAAGGGAGAUAGGGAUCCAGAUCCCCAACCUUGCUUUAGAAUGUUCCACGCUACUCAAGCUCAUACAAAUGCUCAAAUGAACAAGUUUUUGGGCACCAUGGCUGAGUGGUAUAGGUAUGCAGAUAAUAGGAAAAAGAUUGUGAACUUCUGCUCUUACAUCGUGAGGGGCUCGCUUGCAAAGCUAUAUGCUGCAAAAUACAAGCUCCGGUCAAGAGCAAAAGUAUACAAAAUCGGUGCGCGUAACCUGAGCCGCCCAUUGAAGGAGAAGAAAGGGCAGUCUCCUGAGUAUCAGAAUUUGCUAAGGAUGGGCCUUGCCGAGUCAAUCGAUGGGCUCAAAUAUACAAGGUUGUCUCUUGUACCGGAGGCAGAUUAUACUCCAUUCCCUAGUAACUGGAGACCGGAUCAUGAAAAGUCAUUGCUGGAAUAUAUAAAACUAGAGGAUCCAAAGACAUUGGAGGAGCAACAAAGCAGCAUAAGGGAACAAGGUCUUGUUUCACCACAAGAUUACAUUUCAAUGCUUGUUUGGAAUUACAAAAGGAGUACUCUUCCUAGGGAUCAGCUCUCCUUUGUUAAGAGCGAUGAAAGUACGGUGGGAAAUCAACAGUUGCUGGUUGGCUCGAACCAGGAUGAAGAUGACCGCAAAAGCAACGAGGAAGAAAAUGAUGAAAAUAUGGAUGCAGCACAAAUGUAACAAAAGGUUGAUCUCUUCUUUCACCUUCUCACUGUUGAUGCUUGCCUGACAAAGGAUUAAACAAGAGUGAGUAGUUCUUUCGCGCUGGUAUGACUUGGUACUCUGCCUGUGAAGUUCCAACACUGAGGAUGAAGAUAAAAAUUUAAUCACUUAGAAACACAUACAAUCUUUCAGCAUGCUGUUGUGGACUGCUUUUUUUAACGAGACUAGUCGAUGGAGUAUGCAACUUUCUGUGCAAGAACCAUGUUGCUUUUUUUAACGAGACCGGAGGAAGGAGUAUGCAACUUUCUGUGCAAGGACCAUGUUCCUUAUACGGGUAGAUGCAAGUGAUAAGGAUACAGGAAUUGAGCUGCAAAAGAAUCGGUUGAAAUACAUGAUAAAAUUUUCUUGAAGUUGGUCAUUUGUUCAUAUGUAUUAGUCUUAAAUUUUGGGUGUCUUCAACUCCUACUAGGAAGCAGAAGCAUUACAUAUUUUGUUUUCAUUAAUUCCACCAAAAAAUGGGGAAAGGUUGAGAUAGCAAAUUAGCAGU